CUGAUUGGCCGAACUGUUACUUGUCCCGGCGACAGCACGUUUGAUAGUUUUUUUUUCUCCGCCGAAUGAGCCACGUGGGCGGCAUCAGGUUUAUGCUCAGGGGAGCAUCUUGGAUCAAAGGGAAGGCAGUGGAAACGAAGAGGGGGUGAAUAACAGGAAAGGAAACCCACUAAGUUACUUCUUGGCAGUUGAAACCAUGAGCGUGGGAUUCAUCGGUGCUGGGCAGCUUGCCUUCUCCCUGGCAAGGGGUUUUACUGCAGCAGGGAUCUUGGCUUCUCAUAAGAUCACAGCAAGUUCACCAGACACUGAUCUUCCAACAGUGGCAGGGCUGAGGAAAAUAGGUGUGAAUGUCACCAUAAGCAACAAAGAGACAGUCAAAAACAGUGAUGUCCUGUUUUUAGCUGUGAAACCUCCCAUAAUUCCAUUUAUCCUUGAUGAAAUUGGCUCGGACAUAGAGGAUCGGCACAUUGUGGUCUCAUGUGCUGCUGGUGUCACUAUCAGCUCCAUUGAGAAGAAACUUUCUGCCUUCAUCCCCACCCCAAAAGUAAUCAGAUGUAUGACCAACACACCAGUGAUUGUACGUGAAGGGGCCACUGUCUACGCUACAGGAUCUCAUGCUGAAGUGGAAGAUGGGAAGCUCUUAGAACAGCUGAUGACAAGCGUGGGCUUCUGCACUGAGGUGGAAGAAGACUUGAUUGAUGCGGUCACUGGACUCAGUGGCAGUGGACCUGCUUACGCAUUCACAGCCCUGGAUGCCCUGGCAGAUGGAGGAGUGAAGAUGGGACUUCCUCGCAGGCUAGCUGUCCGGCUGGGAGCUCAAGCCUUGCUGGGAGCUGCCAAGAUGCUCUUGGAUUCUGAAGAGCAUCCCGGACAGCUGAAGGACAAUGUGUGCUCUCCAGGGGGCGCUACCAUCUAUGCCCUACAUCUCUUGGAGAGUGGUGGUUUCCGAUCGCUGCUCAUCAAUGCUGUGGAGGCAUCCUGCAUCAGAACGAGGGAACUGCAGUGCAUAGCUGACCAGGAGAAGGUCUCCCCAGCUGCCAUUAAGAAGACUUUAAUGGACAAAGUGAAACUAGAGUCUUCUACUGCCAACAAAGUUAGCCUGUUUAACCACAAGAAUGCAGGCAGCAAGAAGUUUUGAGGAAACUCUGGGCCUUCUAGGGCCGUGCUUUCUUUUUUCUUUCUAGGGAAUCUGUAGUUCUGGAAUUUGGAGGGAGGCUCUGCCCUGUAUCCAGGGUUCCAGAAAAGUUAUUUUAGCUUCCAGGUGAGAUUAUCAGAGGCUAGUAGAAACUAACAUUUCUGCAGGGGAGGGAAGGCAGCAUGUGGCGGGUAACCAUGUGCUUCUCUUUGUAGUAUUUAUUGCAGAGUUGUUCAGGCUUUUAUGCUAUCCUUUCUCCAGGGAUCUCAGGAGAUGAAGGGUAGGUGUCUUCCUGUCUUCCAUUUGUUUGCACAACAAACCUGUGAGGUAGGUUACAGAAACAGUGGUUGUGCAGCUCACCUCAGGAACAUGGCUAAAUAGAGAUUUAAAACUAGAUCUUCUUGUCCCAGGUUGAUACUCUUUUCUUUUACACCAUGCUCUAUUAGGCUGGUGGGGGAAAACCAAUAUUCUUAA
This is a messenger RNA of Sphaerodactylus townsendi, 1609 nucleotides long. RefSeq names its product pyrroline-5-carboxylate reductase 1 (gene PYCR1). NCBI's taxonomy places the organism in Eukaryota, Metazoa, Chordata, Lepidosauria, Squamata, Sphaerodactylidae. The coding region runs from base 197 to 1138 and encodes 313 amino acids. Gene Ontology annotation, molecular function: pyrroline-5-carboxylate reductase activity. The record is from RefSeq and is a predicted model, not a curated record. The transcript is spliced from 8 exons. Gene Ontology annotation, biological process: L-proline biosynthetic process.